CAAGCCUCAACUCAUGAACAUGUCAAGCCAAAUGGAUAGACUCAUUUUCACUACCCUGUUGAUUUUAAGCUGUUUCACAUUUGUCUGCGUCCAUGGAAGAAGUCAAGGUAAAGCAUAACACUUAUUUUAAUCUUGUUUAAUGACUUUCAAGAUGGCAUGAAGGUAAAUUUCCAGUGGAUAUAAGUCAUUAGCUGAAGGUAGAAAAGUGCCAGAUAACACCCUAUACUACACUGUCAUUGUGUAGUUUUUUUUAAAUAUACUGUAUCUUUCAUUUAUAGGAUGUUCGCAUAUAGUGUAUAUAAAUUGGCCAGUAAAGUGAAUACAAACUAAAUACCCUGGUGUAAUGCCUCAAAUAGUAGUAGUAAAUUAAUCUAUCUUAAGAUAUAAAGAUCAGAAAACACUACAAAGCUGCACUGUAAAGAUAACAUUAUGGCCAUUAGCCUACACGUUUUGAUUAUUGUUUUUUUUAAGGCAAAUACGGCAUUUGAAUGUAGUAUCUGACAAAAGUAUGAUGGACUUAAAAGUCACGUCAUAUACAGAAAUAAAGAAAAAAAAAAUAUAUUUUUUUUUCUGAGAGAUUAGUUUAUUUUCUUUUCUAACACACACAUAUUACAAAAUUGUGACCAAAUUAAAGGCUUUUACUUUUUAGUGCAGGCACACAAUUAUCAUGACAAACCAUUAAAGACUGACUUCACUAGUUUCCACAGUUACCCAGAACGUCAUGAGUAGUGAUAAGUUUUUAGUACUUCCUCACGCUGUGCUUUUUCUCCAUUUUUAUUGUGUUUCAUUGACACAUUUCAGAUGGGUUUUCCUCCUGUGAAGUUGCAUUGUUGGUCAAGAGGGGCACGACUUGGGCAGCUGCCCCAGAACAGCAUCUGACAGUCGAUUGUCCCGUCAAACACUGUGGAGAAUCGCUUAAUGUCACCUGGUGUAAACUCAGCAACACAGACCGAUGUGAACAUAUUAAUUUUGCAGAGCAUACAGGAGUAGAACAGAAUUUCAGACAAGAAAAGGAUAAAAUAAUCUCAUAUUUGACUUUUGAACGGAUUUCCAUUCAUGAUGACGGCCUGUACAGAUGUGUUUUAUUAAGUUACAAAGAAGAUCCUAUCAGUCACAUAAUCAACAUCUCAGUUUCAGGUUGGUAUAUUUUCUUUUCUAUUUUGAUCAAAUUGAAGUGUAAGACUCAAGUGUAAGUGUAACAUUUCUAAUGCUGAUUUUGAACAUGUUUUAUAAAUUUACAGAUUCAUACUCGGGGGUUCAAAACUUACAGAUUCCAGGUAAGAACUUUCUUGUGAACUGCUUCAUAAUCCGUACACUUUGAAGUAAAGAGACUAAGACUGUGAUUCUUGUUUUGCAGAUGCUGCACGUAGAGCUGCUGAUCCGAAAACUGUUGAGAAUAUUGGGGAUGCCUUCUGGCUGCCCUACUUCUACAUCUGUAUUAGCAUAGCCCUCUUGGCUGUCGUUCUGACAGUUUUAACCUUCAUCAAGUUAUGCAGCUGGAAACGUAAGAACAUGACACUGUAGUCAGAGUCUGAAUUAAAGUCUUAAUUUAACCACCAAAUGAAUAUUGAUUAACUGAUUUUGACUGCCAUCUUUGCAGGGAUACUGACAGUGACCCAGACAAAGGGGCAGGUAAGUUGCAUCUUGCGCAAACUAGUUCACAUGUUGUUUUACUUUAGUUUCAAUGAUAUGAAGGUUGAAGGGACGAUUGUUCUUUCCUCACUUGUUCAAUUUUUUUGUUGUGACAGGAAAUAGCCACCUAUGCAAUACCUGACCUGCCCAAGGGAAGCGCUCCAUCUAUUUCUGUCCUGCCAGUGAACUUCCAAGUUCAGAAUGACAGCUAUCAACCUGCAGUGAGACCAGCAUCACAAGCUCCCCCGAUGACUUGUGGGAACCAGUCUGCAGUGGUGAACACAGUAGAGGAAAGUCAGGGGUCAGACCACGCAGUAUAUGCUGUAGUUAACCGCCCAAAGGCUGAGAUACCCGUCCGAGAACUACAUAACCAUACAGCAGGAAAUAAGAACACAGAAUAUGCUAGCAUCAAAUUUCGUAGCUCAUCAUAGACGCAAUAAAAACUGUGAUGGAAAAUAUACAUAAGUAUGUGGAGGUGUUGUGUAACUGAGUUAUCCACUUCACUGAAGUGGAGGUGGUCGUAGGAAACUUGUGGUCAUGAACAGGCACAGUGCAGUCAGAGUUAAUAACCUCAGCUGGGCAUGAAGCAGCUGUGAAUGUAUCAGAUCACCUCCAGGUUUAUUCCAAGUGAUGCAGCUUUGUCUUUAUAAUUUCUUGUUUGUUUUCCCCUCAGUUAAGUGACUUAGAGAAGGUCCUUUUUUUAAUACUUAUUGAACUUUGGUUUUCAGUCGGUUAAAAAAAAUACACUGCCAAAUUUUAGAAGGCAUCUUUAUCUUGCACCAAACAAACAAAAAACACAUUUUCCUUUGCUUAUGAUCUUUUGACAAUACAUUAUUUUAAUUUUAUUUUUA
Messenger RNA from Xyrichtys novacula (pearly razorfish), 2483 nucleotides. The record is from the annotation of a GenBank genome assembly. NCBI's taxonomy places the organism in Eukaryota, Metazoa, Chordata, Actinopteri, Labriformes, Labridae.